This is a messenger RNA of Aspergillus mulundensis, 1239 nucleotides long. RefSeq names its product TauD/TfdA family dioxygenase. Gene Ontology annotation, molecular function: oxidoreductase activity. The transcript has a single exon. NCBI's taxonomy places the organism in Eukaryota, Fungi, Ascomycota, Eurotiomycetes, Eurotiales, Aspergillaceae. The coding region runs from base 1 to 1239 and encodes 412 amino acids. The record is from RefSeq and is a predicted model, not a curated record.
AUGUCCGUUGUUGUCCCUCCCGUUCCUAUCGGUCCUGUCGGCCAGCCCGACAUCCAGUAUCUGCCUGAUCCUAUCAAGUACGCUGCUCGCACGGAGCGGCGACAGAAGGAGAAGCUCCAAACCACGCUGCCGGAGGGCUUUCCGCGGGAACUCCAGUCCGAUCUGGCCUGGGAUGGAAAGACGGUCGGCGAGGUAUAUGAUUGGAAUUAUCAUCUUACUCAAGACGACUUGGAGGAGGUCGACCAGGCUCUCCAGCACUUCAAGGGCAUGUCAACCUCCCUCUCAACAGACGUUGAGACUGACAAGACAGGUCUCAAUCUGCCCUUGGGUCUCGUCAACCAAGAGGCAUUCCCCCUGCCUAAGCUGCACGAUAAGCUUCGUGCCAUCUCCAAAGAAAUCCAUCAAGGCCGCGGCUUCAAGGUAAUCCGCGGCGUCCCCGUCGACCAGUACACACGCGAAGAGAACUUCAUCAUCUACGCCGGUCUCACAUCGCACAUUGCGCCGGUUCGCGGUCGACAGGACAACAACUGGCAGGGACAACCAGCGGACGUCGUUCUCGCCCACAUCACCGAUCUCAGCCGCAAGGUCGACACCAAGACCAUCAAGGCCCCGGCGUAUACAACUGAGAAGCAAGUAUUCCACACCGACGCAGGCGAUAUAAUCACCUUGUUUGCCCUUGAAGAGGCGGCUGAGGGAGGACAGAGCUACCUCUCCAGCAGCUGGCAUGUAUACAAUGAGCUUGCACGCACUCGGCCGGACCUCAUCCAUACCCUUGCUGAGCCGUGGAUCGCGGAGCAGGGCGCAGAGGUCAUCAGUCGUCCGCUGUUAUACCACCAGCCUCCGACUUCCGAUGCGCCAGAGCGACUGAUCAUCCAGUAUGCCCGUCGUGGGUUUACCGGGUACUGGGGUAAGCCUCGCGCUGCGACUCUGCCCCCGAUUACGGAAGCUCAAGCGGAGGCACUGGAUGCGCUGCAUUAUCUGGCUGAAAAGUCGGCGGUCGCUCUUGACUUCCACAAGGGCGAUAUUCAGGUCGUGAAUAAUCUGUCGAUUUUCCAUGCGCGGGCGGGCUUCACGGAUUCGGACGAGAAGAGGCGGCAUCUGGUAAGGCUGUGGCUUCGCGAUCCGGAGUUGGCGUGGGAGACGCCCGAGGGACUGAAGUCGCGGUGGGAAUAUGUGUAUGCUGCUGUUGAUGCGGAGAAGGCCGUCUUUCCUCUUGAGCCGUUUGUGAGGAGCCAGUAG